GGCUGAGGAGCUUUCUGGCCCACUAAUUUGGUGAUAUUUGUGAGCCAUAAGGUUAAUGAAUAUGAUAAAUGGGUCGUUUAAGCUGGGCGCGGCCCGCGUGCUGUCGGGUUGGCAGUGUCUAGUGCCAGCGCUGCAGGACAACGGCAACAUGAACGGCAGCUCGGAGCAGCAGGACAUCCUGCCCCCAAACUGCAUGGUGAAGGACCGCUGGAAAGUGCUGAAGAAGAUUGGUGGUGGGGGCUUUGGGGAGAUUUACGAGGCGCUGGACCUGCUGACCCGGGAGAACGUGGCACUGAAGGUGGAGUCGGCCCAGCAGCCCAAACAGGUGCUGAAGAUGGAGGUGGCCGUGUUGAAGAAGCUGCAGGGUAAAAACCACGUCUGUAAGUUUAUCGGUUGUGGAAGAAACGAUAAAUUCAACUACGUCGUCAUGCAGCUUCAGGGCCGUAACCUGGCAGAUCUGAGGCGGAGUCAGCCACGAGGAACCUUCACCAUGAGCACCACUCUGAGACUGGGCAAGCAGAUCCUAGAGGCCAUCGAAGCCAUUCACUCAGUGGGCUUCCUGCACAGAGACAUCAAACCGUCUAAUUUCGCUAUGGGGAGACUUCCGUCCACCUGCAGGAAGUGCUACAUGCUGGACUUCGGGCUCGCGCGACAGUACACCAACACCAACGGAGAAGUGCGACCGCCCAGAACUGUAGCUGGUUUCCGCGGGACCGUCCGGUACGCAUCAGUGAACGCCCACAAAAACAAAGAAAUGGGCCGCCAUGAUGACCUGUGGUCACUCUUCUACAUGCUGGUGGAGUUUGCUGUUGGUCAGCUGCCCUGGAGAAAGAUUAAAGACAAGGAGCAGGUCGGUCAGGUUAAAGAGCGUUAUGACCACAGGAUGCUGCUGAAGCACAUGCCCUCAGAAUUCCACAUCUUCCUGGACCAUGUACUGGCACUGGACUACUACACCAAGCCUGACUACCAGCUGCUGAUGUCGGUGUUUGAGAACAGUAUGAAGGAGCGAAUCAUCACUGAGAACGAGCUCUAUGACUGGGAGAAAACGGGAACAGACACCAUGCUGACGUCCAACAGCGCUACGCAACAGCACACACGGCCGACGGCAGCGAUGGUCGGGGUGCUAAAUAUGACCCCUGUCCCGGGUGACCUUCAGAGAGAGAACACUGACGACGUUCUACAGGACGAGCACCUGAGCGACCAGGAGAACGCUCCCCCUGCUGGACGGCCGGAGAGCGGCCCGGCGCCCCCUGAUGGAGACGGCUGGGAGGACACUGACUUUAACCGCAACAAACUCAGGAUCAGCCUGAGCAAAGGUCAGGAGGAGGAGGGUAACCGGGGUGUGUGUCCUGUAUCGCCGCAGAGGGGCGGAGGAGGGGCGGAGUCUCCCAGUGCACAGGUGCGCUCACUCAGGUAAGGAAUGAGGAGGAUUCUCCCAGCACACAAACACACCAUCUGUAUCUGCAGUUUGCGUUGUGUUUUGUUCCGUAGGUCCAGGAUGGACAUGCUCGGUUCUCCAUCUCGUCACCUCUACUCCUCCCAGCCUGCCCAGAUGCUGUCCAUAGAUGGUUGCCGUGGUGACCGCGGCCGUAAUGAGGCCUCAGCAUCGGUGGACCCGGAAGCCCACAGUAACGCCUUCAUCCGCUCCGUACCGCUCGCCGAGGAGGAGGACUUCGACAGCAAGGAGUGGGUCAUCAUUGACAAGGAGGCGGAGCUAAGGGACUUCCAGCUCCGCCCAGGCGCAGAGCCGACCACGUCCGGCACCACGGACGAGGAACCGGAGGAACUGCGCCCCCUGGAGGAGGGCGAGGAGCGCCGGAGACACCGGGCGGGGGACCAGGCGGUCCGGCCCAAACUGACCCCAGGAGAUAGGAACAUGCGACUGACGGAGGCGGAGGUGUCCAGGCGGAGUGGGCGGGGCCAGUCCACAUCAGCCGACAGUCCGGCUCAGUCACCGUGCCACUCUCUACCAUCUGGCCGGGCGAGAAGAAGAGAGUCGGAACCCAUGGGACCUCACAGACAGGCCUCAGUCCCAAGUGAACCCCUGCUCUCUCCGACUGACUACCGGACCAAGGCUCCAUUCUCCGAGAAGGAGAUGUUCCACAUCCUUCCCAAGCUGCAGGCCAAGCGGGCUGACUUCCUCACAGUCAUGCUGACGGGGAGCCUGCAUCAGCGCCGUGCCUUCAUCGCCACGCCUCCAGACACUCAGGAUGAUGGUCCGAGGGACGAUGAUGUGACCAAGAGCGAUUCGGACAGUGGGGAGAGCGAGAAGAGCACGGAGCGAAGCCAAGAUGGAGCUCCCUCCACCUUACUGGCCGAUGAUCCUCAGAAGGGACCCAAGGAACCUGGUUCAGUGGCUGAAGUUGACCCUGAUCAAGAGGAUAUUUCCAAAACCCUUGUUCUGUUCUCUCCGGGAGAUAUGAGGAAGUCCCCGAAUUCUGGGGAAGUGGUUGAAACGUGCCAAGCAGCAGCUACAACAGAAGCUCCUCAGGCUGAGAAAUCUGUUGAGAAAGCUGUGGUGGACUGUCAACCUUUGGAGGACAGGCAACCUGUACAAGAACCCUCGGUGAGCCAGUCUAAGACUGCUGAUCAUGGAGUACCCAUUUUAGUCAAGCAGAAGGGUAACCUCUCAGUUCCGGUACCAGUCACAACAGCUUCUGCUGCAUCUCCUCCUUUCACCAAAGUGGAGCGCACCUUCAUCCACAUCGCUGAGACCACACAUCGCAAUGUCAUGUCUUCCAAUGGUCCACAGGUCCAGGAGUGCAUCCCUGAAAUAUCAGCUCUUGUGGAAGACUUACCACGUGAAGGGGAACCCCAGAAGGGUAAGAACAGUGUCACCACCCCUUCAGAACCAGAAGGACCAGGAGGCGUUCAAUCUGAAAUCUCCUCUCAGACUCCCACUGAGGAACCUCAAGUACUUACUGUGCUUGAUGGGACUGUACCUGUCCAGAUUGGCACCAGAGAGGACAUACUUGUCCCUCCUGUUUCUUUGGAGAAACAGGAACCCAUCCAAAGAGACAGAUCCAGCAAGGGGAGUCAGGAAGCUUUACCAGAACCGCCCAAAGAAGAGUCCCAGCAAGGGACAUCAGAAGAUGAUAUAGGAACAAAAAUUGUCAAACAUUCCGUAUCUCCCCGGCCAAAGAGCAGGAGCCGCAUUCCCAUCUUGGUGUCGGAGGAGGAUGCCGGCAUGGACCAGUCACUUUCCACCCGGGAACGGAUGUGGAAGAAGGCCAAGCAGCAGGACCUGGCAAGACUGGUUGUCGAGAGACAGAGACAGGGUCGAUGGAUGAGGCUAAACUCUCGGACUUCUUCAUCUAUGUCCUCUGGGGACGAGCCUAGGAGAGCCUCAGAGACUCUGUCCACCACUGGAUCAGAGGAGGACACUCACAAAUCAGAUGAUUCCCUCAAUAAAGUCAAGAAGGAAGUGGGGGAGCAAGGGCGUGACGUGUGGCGCAGCAGGAUCCCUCGACCUGUUACCCCAAUCAAGAGACCUUCCGUUAAACUUUUAGCGACUAUUCCUUCUCCUUUAACAUUGCCAGGAACCAGCACAAUGAAAACAGUACAUACUGCUAGCAAUGGGCCCAAAGCUCUGCAGUCAAGACCAGGUGUCAUCGGUGGUCCUCCUGUGAGAUCCAAAUCCACGUUGUCCCACUGCACCCAGCCCGGGGGGAGUCCACGCAUGCCUCUGCGCUGCAUCUUCACCACGUCCCGCCGCAGUUUAAGCACAGCCCAAUGCACUUUCACCUCCGCCCGGACCACCAGCCCCUCCCCACAGCGUCCAGCUCUCCGGACAGCGGUAAUGGACCCUCGGAGAGCUCCACUCGCCGUUUGCAGCGCUCCGGCGCCGUCCGUGCGACCCAGGACUACCGCAGCCUCUCAAACGCAGACUGUCCCUCACAGCAAGAACCGAACCAAAGCCCCCGCCCCCGCUAAGACCACCGCAAAGGUGAAAAAAAGCACAACUGACAUUCCGGCUGCAGCCAGAUAAUACCCUGUGACUGCCUCUUCACUCGGAUUGGUUUUUUUUUUUGCUUGACUUCAAAGUGUUGCCUCA
Colossoma macropomum (tambaqui) is the source of this 4054-nucleotide messenger RNA. It is a transcript of the gene ttbk1a, whose product is annotated as tau tubulin kinase 1a. Gene Ontology annotation, cellular component: cytoplasm; nucleus. Gene Ontology annotation, molecular function: ATP binding; protein serine/threonine kinase activity. NCBI's taxonomy places the organism in Eukaryota, Metazoa, Chordata, Actinopteri, Characiformes, Serrasalmidae. The record is from RefSeq and is a predicted model, not a curated record. Gene Ontology annotation, biological process: signal transduction; peptidyl-serine phosphorylation; peptidyl-tyrosine phosphorylation.